Molecule: messenger RNA, 2370 nt
Organism: Emiliania huxleyi CCMP1516
Lineage: Eukaryota; Haptophyta; Isochrysidales; Noelaerhabdaceae
Exons: 4
Coding region: 530-2173 (547 amino acids)
Biological process (GO): protein phosphorylation
Molecular function (GO): ATP binding; protein kinase activity
Source: RefSeq, a predicted model, not a curated record
CUGCUCUGUGACUCUCGGCGUGCCGCUUCGGCUCCGCUGCCGUUGCGGAGGCGGCGCGGGCUGACCUGGGCGGGUUCCGCGCCGGAUCAUCGUUAGACGCGCCCCGCCCCCGACCACCUCGCGCCUCGCGCGGCGUGAUCUCGGCGCGCGGCCGCUGCUGCUCGCCACGCUCGCCGCCGUGGUGCUCGUGCGGCUGCUGUGGCCCGAGGCGAGCCGCGCGGAGCUGCUGUGGACGAUCGACCCGCCCGAGGCGGCGCGGCAGCACAUCCGGCGGCUGAUCCUCCCGCCCGAGGCCAUCCGCCUCCGCCCGGCAGACACCUCCCCCACGAGCGCAGCCGGAAGCUGCGGUGACAGGAGGAGCGGCGGAAGCGGCAGCGGCGGCGGUGGCAGCGGUUGUGGCAAAUGCAGCUGCAACGGCAACGGCGGCGGCGACAAUGGCGGCGUUUGCAGCAGCAGCGGCGGCGGCGCUGGUGUCGGCGGGGUGGGUGGGAGUGUGCUUGGCCGGCGGAAUGGCCACCUCGGCAGCGGGAUGAUGCUUCCUCGCGUCGGGCAGAGGCCUCUCUGCUACGAGUGGGCGACGCGCAUCGUAGACGCGCGGCUGGCCGUGGAGCCUUCGGGCGUUGUCCGGUGCGAGGAGCGCUUCAAGCUCGGUGACGUGCUCGGCAGCGGCGCCUUCGCCACCGUCUUCCGCGCAACUUGCCUGACCUCGGGCCGGCUCUGCGCGGUGAAGAAGGUGGCGCGGCCGGUGCAGGCGCUAGGCAUGGUGCGGCGAGAGGCGUCCGUCCUCCGGCUGGUACGGCUGAUUGGGACGUUCGCCGACGCUCGCCACACCGCCUACCUCGUGCUCGAGCUGCUGCCCGGCGGGGACCUGUUUGCACAGGUGGUUGCGCGCUGGCAGCCGACCAACGGGGCGCCGGCGGAGGGCUACACGGAGGAGGGCGUGCGCGCGUUGCUGCGCAUGGCCCUUUCCGCCCUCGCCUUCAUCCACGCCCGGCGGGUGGUGCACCGCGACAUCAAGCCGGAGAACCUGCUGCUGCUCGACCGGCGCGGCGGCCUGCUCGACUUGCGGCUCUGCGACUUUGGCGCCGCGCAGGUGCUGCCGCUGCCGACGGGGGGCGCGGCGGGCGGCGGGGGCUAUUUUGCGCCCCCCACCUCGCCGGGGUUGCACGCCGAGGGUGGCGACCCAGCCUCGCCAGAGCUACCCGGCCUCGUCGGCACGCGCGGCUUCGCGUCGGACGUGUGGUCGAUCGGCGUCAUCCUCUUCGUGCUUCUGUCUGGCCAGCAGCCGUUUGCGGCCGAGGACGAGGAGGUCGAGGCGCAGCUCGUGCUCCGCGGACGCUGGACCUUUGGCGCGGCGACGUGGAGGGACGUGUCGUCGAGCGCAAAGGGCCUCGUGCGGGCAAUGCUGACCGGCGACCCCGCCCGCCGCCCGACCGCUAGCGAGGCGCUGCAGCACGCCUGGUUCACGGCGCCGGAGCCGCCGCUAGAGCCGCCGCUACCGCCGUUUGGCGGCUGCAGGGCGGCGACGGCGGGGGCGGCCUCGUACCGCAGCUGGCUCUCGCCGCUACCUCCUCAGCCGCUCGACCCACAGGCGCCAGCCGCGUCGAGGGCGAGCGUGCAGAGGAGGGCGGCGAGGGAGCCACUCCGCAACGGGAGGCUCGGUGGGGGCAGCGGCCGCCGCGAAGCCGCGUCUUCCGCGGAUUUGGUCGCCCUCCACCGCCGCCGCGCCGCCGCCGCGCACCCGCCUCCGGGCUCCCGCUCGGUCGAGCUGCUGAAUCUCGAGCUAGAGCGCGAGGCGAAGAGGGAGGAGGCGGCCGAGGAGGCGGCGGAGGGGGAGGCGGACGGCCAGGCGGCGGCCGAGGCGGCGGCGGAGGCGGAGGCGGAGGCGCGAGGGAGCGGCGCGGCGGCAGCCCUCCUUUCGGAGCGAGCCGUGCGGCGCUCUGCCGUUGCGAGCGUGCGGCCGCUGCGUAAGAGCCAGGAGCUGGCGCCGGCGCUCGCGCUGCUCGCGUCGGCGCACCGCAGCGCGUCGCCGCGCGCGGGCAGCUGCGCCGCCUUGCCUGCUUCGGUCUCGAUGCCAGAGACAAUGUGGCUCGAGCGGCGGCCGGCGCUGCAGCCGCUGCCGCAGCCGCGCGGGCGGCACCGCAGCAGCGCCCUCGAGCACAUUCGGCUGUAGCCUGUCCGAAGAGCGCGGCGAUUGGAGGACGCGUUGAGGCGUGUGUAUUGCAGAGAGCGGUGGUGGAGGCGAGUCGGGGUGGUCGCGGUUUUGUCUGCGCCGACGCGGAGAGAGAGUCGGACACGUGUAAUCUCUUGUGAUCUCGCUCAGUGUGUCUUGCGUCCACUGUGUAGUAAUGUAUAUCGCGAGGAAAACAU